This is a messenger RNA of Guillardia theta CCMP2712, 1638 nucleotides long. RefSeq lists its product as hypothetical. The record is from RefSeq and is a predicted model, not a curated record. The transcript has 5 exons. Lineage: Eukaryota; Cryptophyceae; Pyrenomonadales; Geminigeraceae. The coding region runs from base 1 to 1638 and encodes 545 amino acids.
AUGGCGCGGUAUGGCGAAACCGUGGUGAUCACAGCCGAUCUGAUCGGGGGAGAUGGGCAGGGAGUCAUGAGCAGGAGCACAGUGUAUGAGGAGAGAAUGAUCCUCAAGGCAGGAGAGAGACGCGACCAGCAGCUUCUCUUCCUGCCUGACCGAGAUACUCCUCAGGCCCUGCACUCUCGACCGAGCGACGAAUCCCAGCUCGAAGUUGUUUGCCGCAGAAACUAUCCGACUGAGCUCGCCGACCAGGCAGAGAUCUCUAGUCCUGAACAAACUUCAACUCCAGUGAGACAGAGUCUUCCAGCUCGCUUAACAGGGCCGCUUUCUAGCUCAAAGAAUCUGGAUAACGAGUCUCUUGCCAUCGAAUCAAGGUUGUUCCAUGAGUGCACGGGACAGCCGUCUCCUGUCUUCGUCAACCUUGAGGUCAUAGACCUACAAAUCGACGAGGAGGAGAGUUUUCAACAAGUCAACGAUGCUGGGCUGGUGCUCGGUCCAGUCGUGCACAACCAAACCUGGGAUGGUAUCGAUGUGGAUGGUACGAGAACGUCGAGUAUGGACGAUAGCAUGAGCGAGCUAAUCGCUGCCAACGAGCGACAGAGAGAGGAUCGGAUAGUCAGAGAUGAUACACAACCCAACGAGAAGCUGCUGAGUGUUGUCAACAUUCUGACGUCUCUUGCUGCUAGUCUGCUCCGCCAGGACAGAGAGCUCGAGCUGAAACUUGUAUCUUACGGAAGGACAUAUCACAUCUUGAAUAUGGCUCUUCCAGAGUUCGUCGAGGAUGCUCCAUUGGGCAUCAGCAAAUUUUCGUCGUAUCCUCCUCCUCAUCAACAUCAACAUCAACAGAACAUCUCACUAGAGCCUCCAACACUCCGACGACCUGCAAACUCUGAGCAGAGCUCCAGCAAGGCUAUGAGUCAACUGCCCGCUCGCCUCACUCUCGAUCGCUACCCGAAACUCGCAGUCUUGCUCGACGAUGUCAAGGCCAAGAUCGAUGCUGUCCGACGGAAGAAGUCGAAAGUGACAGAGGAGAUCAACUUGCUGCACAAGGCAAGGCACGAGUUCUACGAGACGCUGAAGAGUGCGAGAGGAGCAGGAGGGGACAGGACGAACAAGCUCUCCCCGACCACCAGUGAGGCCUCUAGCAGCUCCACCAACAUCCAUCCUCCUCACCUGAAAGCUGAGCACGAGGAGACGCACGAAGUGCUGUCGCAGUCGAUGAUGGAGCUGGCGGAUGUAGAACUGUUUCCUCGAGGCGGGAAGCAGCAGGAAGAGCAGGAGGAGCAAGCGAAGGGACCGCGCUCCUGCCCUCCCAAGAUCAGGCAUGCUGCUCCGUCCAGGUUCUCGACCGGAGACUUCUUGCUGGAGAUGGAGAGCUGGGAGGCGGAAGAUACCAAGCUGCCUGCCUUCAUGGAGCAGCAGGGCCUCACGAGGAUCCGCGUGCCUCGACGAGCUGAGACGCGCAGCAUGCCGGCGAGCAGCAGCAUAAAGGAGGCACCGGACGAGCCCAUGGCGGCGCUGGGGAGCCUGGGGAAGCUCCUUGCGCGGUAUGAAGAGACUGGAAGUUACAAGCAUGACUGGACGGGAAGGGACCCGUGCUGCUCUAUAGCUGUGAUGGUCUGGUGGACAGUCAGAGAAGGAUAA